Phodopus roborovskii (desert hamster) is the source of this 3145-nucleotide messenger RNA. It is a transcript of the gene Sema4a, whose product is annotated as semaphorin 4A. Gene Ontology annotation, biological process: negative chemotaxis; positive regulation of cell migration; neural crest cell migration. The record is from RefSeq and is a predicted model, not a curated record. The transcript is spliced from 14 exons. Gene Ontology annotation, molecular function: semaphorin receptor binding; chemorepellent activity. The coding region runs from base 181 to 2466 and encodes 761 amino acids. NCBI's taxonomy places the organism in Eukaryota, Metazoa, Chordata, Mammalia, Rodentia, Cricetidae.
CCAGAGCCCUUGUCUAGAGGGCAGGAGAGUGCAUUGAAAGUGAGACUCUGAGGGCCCUUCCAGAGAGGAACUUGUGCCUCCUGGGGCUCUCCUAUUGGCCCUCAGGAAGGGUGUGGUAAGCACUGCUUACCCAGAAAGUGCCUGUUUCCCCAGAGCCAUCUGGUGACAGCCUGUCUGACCAUGGCCCUGCCAUCCCCGGGCCAGGACCCCUGGAGUCUCCUGGGUGUUUUUUUCUUCCAACUGCUCCUGCUGCUGUCACUGUCACCUGCUGCCGGGACUGGUGGGCAGGGGCCCAUGCCCAGAGUCAAAUAUCAUGCAGGAGAUGGGCACAGAGCCCUCAGCUUCUUCCACCAAAAAGGCCUCCAAGACUUUGACACGCUGCUCCUGAGCGCCGAUGGCAACACUCUCUAUGUGGGGGCUCGAGAGGUCAUCCUGGCCCUGAAUAUCCAGAACCCAGGAAUCCCCAGGCUGAGGAAUAUGAUACCCUGGCCAGCUAGUGAGAGGAAAAAGAGUGAAUGUGCCUUUAAGAAGAAAAGCAAUGAGACGCAGUGUUUCAACUUCAUCCGUGUCCUGGCCUCUUUCAAUGCUACCCACCUCUAUACCUGUGGGACCUUUGCCUUCAGCCCUGCCUGUGCCUUCAUUGAACUUCAAGAUUCCUACCUGUUGCCCAUCUUAAAGGACAAAGUCAUGGAUGGAAAGGGUCAAAGCCCCUUUGACCCUGUUCACAAACACACAGCUGUCUUGGUUGAUGGGAUGCUCUAUUCUGGCACCAUGAACAACUUCCUGGGCAGCGAGCCCAUCCUGAUGCGCACGCUGGGAUCCCAGCCUGUUCUCAAGACUGAUGUCUUCCUACGCUGGCUGCACCCGGAUGCCUCCUUCGUGGCAGCCAUUCCAUCCAACCAGGUCGUCUAUUUCUUCUUCGAGGAGACAGCUAGCGAGUUUGACUUCUUUGAGGCUCUGUACACAUCCAGGGUGGCUCGAGUCUGCAAGAACGACGUGGGUGGCGAGAAGCUGCUGCAGAGGAAGUGGACCACCUUCCUGAAAGCCCAGUUGCUCUGCGCCGAGCCAGGUCAGCUGCCAUUCAACGUCAUCCGCCACGCAGUCCUGCUGCCCGCCGGUUCUCCCUCUGCUUCCCGCAUCUAUGCAGUCUUUACCUCCCAGUGGCAGGUCGGUGGGACGCGGAGCUCUGCGGUCUGUGCCUUCUCUCUCGCGGACAUAGAGCGUAUCUUUAAAGGAAAGUUCAAGGAGCUGAACAAGGAAACUUCUCGAUGGACCACUUACAGGGGCCCUGAGGCCAACCCGAGGCCAGGCAGCUGCUCCACGGGGCCGUCCUCUGACAAAGCCUUGACCUUCAUGAAGGACCAUUUUCUGAUGGAUGAGCAUGUCGUAGGAAGGCCGCUGCUGGUGCAGUCUGGUGUAGAAUACACACAGCUUGCAGUGGAACAAGCUCAGGGUCUUGAUGGCAGCAGCCAUGUGGUCAUGUACCUGGGCACGUCCACAGGAUCCCUGCACAAGGCUGUGGUUCCUGAGAACAGCAGUGCUUAUCUUGUGGAGGAGAUCCAGCUGAGCCCUGAGCCUGAGCCUGUUCGAAACCUGCAGCUGGCCCCCACUCAAGGUGCAGUGUUUGCAGGCUUCUCAGGAGGCAUCUGGAGAAUUCCCCGGGCCAAUUGCAGUGUCUAUGAGAGCUGUGUGGACUGUGUCCUUGCCAGGGACCCCCACUGUGCCUGGGACCCUGAGUCAAGAAUCUGCAGCCUUCUGUCUGGCUCCACCCUGAGUUCCUGGAAACAGGACAUGGAACGAGGCAACCCGGGCUGGGCAUGUGCCCGUGGUCCCAUGGCCAGGAGUCCCCGGCGUCAGAGCCCCCCUCAACUUAUUAAAGAAGUCCUGGCAGUCCCCAACUCCAUCCUGGAGCUGCCCUGCCCUCACCUGUCAGCACUGGCGUCUUACCACUGGAGUCACGGCAGAGCCACAAUUCCAGAAGCCUCUUCCACUGUCUACAAUGGCUCCCUCUUGCUACUGCCUCAGGAUGGUGUUGGGGGCCUCUACCAGUGUGUGGCCACUGAGAACGGCUACUCAUACCCUGUGGUCUCCUACUGGGUAGAUAGCCAAGACCAGCCCCUGGCUCUGGAUCCUGAGCUAGCGGGCGUUCCCCGGGAACGUGUGCAAGUCCCACUGACCAGGGUCGGUGGUGGAGCUUCCCUGGCUGCCCAGCGGUCCUACUGGCCCCAUUUUCUCAUCGUCACUGUCCUCCUGGCCAUAGUACUCUUAGGAGUACUCACUCUCCUCCUUGCUUCCCCACUGGGAGCACUACGGGCUCGGGGCAAGGUUCAGGGCUGUGGGACACUACCCCCCAGGGAAAAGGCCCCACUGAGCAGGGAACAGCAUCUCCAACCCUCCAAGGACUACAGGACCUCUACCAGUGACGUAGAUGCUGACAACAACCAUCUAGGCACAGAAGUGGCUUAAACUGAGGGCACAGAUGGGAGCUAAACACAGCAAGUCCCUGGCCCUGUUGUUUGGGCCAGGCACAGUACCACUCCCACUGGGGUGGGAGGCUCUCCUGCUACUGCGUGUCACCUACAGCACCCAGUAGGGCCUCCCCUGUGGGACUCUCUUCUGUAAGCACAUGGACUAUCUCCACACCGGCACCCCUGCCGGGACAGGAAGAACCAGACAGGAGUCUUCAGUUUUGAUCAACCAAUCCCAAGAGCUCCAGGAGACCCUGAAAGGCGUGGCUGUCCACGACUCUGUGAUGACAACUCAGAGCCAUCUGAGCAAGCUGGGGCUGUUCCCCAAAACUCCAUUCCGGAAGCUGUCACUCUGGAAGCUGCUGCUGCUUUGAACACCAGCCUUCCUUUCUCCUGGGUCUUCCCCUCUGCUUCCCUUGCCAAUCAUGCCCUACUGUUUGGGAAGUCCUUUCUGAAGUCUGACCACCUCCCUUGUUGCUUCAGUUUAGACAGAUCGUUACUGUCUCUGCCCUGGCUAGAAUGGCAGGCAUAAUCUGAGCCUUGUUCACUUGUCAUGUGUGGCUGACCUCCUCCCCUCUUGGACUCUUUCCCUCCUCUUCCCUUUGUUUUGGGAUUCAGAAAACUGCUUGUCACAGACAAUUUAUUUUUUAUUAAAAAAGACAUAAGCUUUAAACAAA